This is a messenger RNA of Arabidopsis lyrata subsp. lyrata, 1308 nucleotides long. Its product is annotated as putative F-box protein At2g02030. NCBI's taxonomy places the organism in Eukaryota, Viridiplantae, Streptophyta, Magnoliopsida, Brassicales, Brassicaceae. The coding region runs from base 97 to 1308 and encodes 403 amino acids. The transcript has a single exon. The record is from RefSeq and is a predicted model, not a curated record. Gene Ontology annotation, molecular function: protein binding.
UUAAAAAAGAAAAAGGAAAAAACCUACAGAAACGUGUUGUACAAGAGAAAGAUAAUUAGGGAAAGAAGAAGACACAGAGACAAUAAUCCUUCAUCGAUGGAAGAGCAGAAGAGCCACGUAAAAGACAAAAGAGGAAGAGAGGCUAAUGAAAUACCCAACGACGAUGUGUUAGAAGAAAUUUUGAUGAGGCUUCCAGUGAAAACCCUACUUAGAUUCCAAAUUGUAUCUAAACACUGGAGGCAUACGAUAAAGUCCAAGUCUUUUAGGGAGAGAUACAUGUUGCAUCAGAAAACCAAGGACCCCAAAUUUCUCUGUAUCUAUGAAGGUAAGAACUGGUAUGAGCCAAACUUUGCUCUAAUGACGAUGAGGUUGGAGUGGUCUUCGAGUUGUCUAGUCGAAGAAGAAGUAUACCAUAUUAGUUAUGAACACAAAGCGAAUUUGGUGGUAUUUUCUACAAGUUUGGAUGGUCUUUUCUUAAUCUAUGGCGGUAAGAACUUGAAUAGACCAAUAAUGGUGAUAAACCCAGCCAAUAGAUGGUCUCAAACGCUCCCUCUUGCUAGGAUUCAGCUAGAGCAUUGUUUAGACAAUAACAAGAGAGAGUUCUCUCCACCAGGAUUUGGAAAAGAUUGCGUCACUGGAAUAUACAAACUAGUAUUGUUACAUAACAUUAACAACACUUCAUCAUGCGAGGUUUUCGAUUUCGGUGCUAAGCAAUGGAGGCAGGUGGUUCCACCACCUCCUCCUAAUCAUCGAAUAAAGCAUGAGCAUGCACCAACUUUUGCAAACGGAUGGCUUUAUUGGUUCAGCCAAGAUAAGACCAUGUUGGUUGCCUUUGAUCUUCACAUGGAGAUAUUUAGAGUAGUUCCAAAUCCAAUUAUCGAGGCUUCAUCAUCAUCAUCAUCAUCUGUUGAGAUGAGUAUGAGAAGCGUAGAUGAUGACCGUCGUCUUGUGUGGAUUUCAGAGAUAAAUGGAGAUGGUAUGCAACACGUUUGGAGGCUCACUAACCACAACACAGGAGGGGCAUUAUUGAAAAUGGGCAAGAUGUUUUCCUUUGACUUGAACAAGGUUACUUCCACUUGGUUUGAUGAUGAUACUAAUGAUCCUUCUUCACUCCUCAGACUUGAGGCAAUUUCCAAGAAUGGUGGUAACAAGGUAAUGCUCUCAAAACAGCCCGGUUCCGAAAAUCUCCUCCUAUUUCAACCCCAAAACCCUACUUCCAUUCACAAUCGCAUCUUUUCUUAUUCCCCUGCCCGGCCCAGUGACAGUCUCCUUCUUCCUUAUUUCCCAAGUUUAGCCUCUCCCUUGUGA